UUCCAGUCAUGAAGGACUUCACCUGACAGCCACGACUUUUCAGAGUCGGCAGUUCUGCAGUCCUACCAAAAUGAAUGCUCAUCUGAAGGUGAAAGUGAACGAUUGGGCCUCGGGCCUCCACUUUCUGCAACGGUGGUUUUAAAACCACCCUUGUUGCUGAUCCUGCCCAUGGCAGGGGGGUUGAAACUAGAUGACCUUUGAGGCUCUUUUCAACCCAGGCCAUUUACCCACAGAAUCUAUGAUUCUGUGAUGAAAAGAUGAGAGAAAAAGAUGACCUAGUGUAAUCCUGUGUAACAAACCCUUCAUUUGGCAUUCAUUCUGGAGAAAACAUCACAACAGAUGAAUUUUAAUUGUUUCUGAAUCCCAUUAGACAGAGGGAUGUUCCCCUCUUCCUGAUAUGAGGAAGACUUUUUACAGGGCGAGACAAGAAAUGUGCCAUGAAAUAACCUUGAUGUAUACUAUUCAGCUUUUUCAAUAUUCAUUUCAAGGUUAGUGAAACAGGCAAGCAUUGCUGAUGUAUACUCUGUUUUUUAAUUUACUUUUAGCCCUUUUGUUCUGUUGCUAAUUAGCUAUAUAUGACAUAAUCAUCAAAAGAACAAGGUGGUCUAUAUUCUGCUCCUUUGCUUACAUGCUCUAUUCCCUCCUUUCAAUAUUGGCAGGUUUGGAUGUUUAAGAGCAUGCUAACUGCCUCAAAAAAGUUCAAAUCAUCAUGCUUCCUCCAGAUGGAAGGCAGUAAGAAGCGUUUGUUAACACGUAAAAAUUAACAUUAUUAACGGCAAUUCCUUUGUUGUCACAUCUUAUAUUUAGUCAUUUCCUGGCUAACAGUCAUUAGACUAUUUUGCUUGUCAAUGUUGCAUAAAGCUAUUUAACAUCAAGACAAAAACUCAGUCAUUUUUUUAAUAUAAAUUUCUUCAAGCUUAUAAGACUUGCUAUUUUCUGUGUACAAGAUAAAGUACAUCAAGAUGCACCAAACAUGUAUUUUGCAAAGAAGAAAACUGUGCUGAAUUGGAAAUACUAACCUCAGACCUCUACUUCUUUUAGAAGGAAUCACCAUCUGGUUCAAAGUGGUUUCUGAUUCCUUUCUUCUAGUCACGGAUAGAGAGGAGAUGGUGCUCUGUUGCACUUGUGUUGACAAGGACUCCCUUUAAAAACUAUGCAGUCAUUGAUCCCUCUCUGGCAGUUGUUGCUUCCACAGCCAAGACUGCAUGUGUAUUUCAUUGCAUUAGUGGCUUUGACAUUACACCAGUUACCAAAACACCAAGUGAUCUAAACAACAUUUGUUCAGUCAAAUCUGCAGUUCUGUGUUCAAGCAAGUUAUAUUCACUUCUAAUCUUUAAACACAACACAGUCCUUUCCUAAGCAAGGCUAGAAGCGUGCUGAUUACUGUGAAGAAAAAGACUAAUAAAAAGGGGAGAAAACACAAAAGAGUGCUCAGAAGGGUAAAGAUUUCAGCUGGAAAAAAAUUCAGUACUGAAGCCUAAUGGGCUAACAUUCAUCACACAAAUUGCAGUAACUGAAUGUGUGUCAGUCUGUGAAUCAAGAGGUAUAAGGCUUAAACAACAAAUCAUUUGUCAGGCUAAAUCAUGGUUUAAGCUGCUGUGUUUUACUUGGCAAGAGGGGCAGGUAAUUGGUGUGUUUGGUCAGUCACUGUGCAUCAGUUUAAAUGUGGUUACUCGAGCCACAAAACGACACCAGUUUGAUUUGGAUAACUCUGUAUACCAAGAAACUGGAAGAAGUGAAUAUGUAUACGAUACAAGUAAAUUAAAGGCCCAGUUAACCCUUCCUCUCUGGCACUAAGUAAUAGCAGUGCACUACAAUUACGACAAACCACUUUUUUGGACAAACUCAGUUGGCCUCUUGCUACCCCCUAAUUCAAUUUAAAAUUCUGAGUGAAGGUCUUCAUUAAGCAAUGGAAACACAGAGGAAUAUAAGAAAUACCAUACUGGAUCACAGCAGAGCACAGCAACAUUUUUGCUUUAGAGUACAUGAGCCCAUUGCUUCCUGAAGUGCCUUCCCCUCACACUCCACCAGCACCCAUAAUAGCUGGGAAUAUCAGAAGCUAUUAUAUCUGGCCCAGUCCUACUAGUAUCCACACUUUCCGUAAAUGGAUGUAAUUUCCUUUUGAAUCCUGUGAUACUGCCUGCUCCAUAGCAUCAGCCUUCUCUUCAACCUGAAGCAUUCCAAACUUUAAGUCUUUCCUUUCAAGGAAGCUGCUCUGUCCCUCUGCUGCAUUAAAUUCCCUUUUCUGCAUCACCUCACAUACGCUGCAUCCUUCUUGAGGAGCACACGCUAAAGCUCUACUCAGUAUUCAAGAUGAAAACACACUGAAGUUCGGUGUAGUGACAAAAUGACACCUCUGUCUUGUUCUCAAUAUCCUUCCUGAUAUUAUGGUGAUAUAUUUCUGGCUUUUUUGAGCAAUACCUAUGAUGAGCCAAUGAAUUCAGAGAAUUGUAAGACUUUACUGAGCUGACUCAGCUCAAUAAUGCGUACAGAAGGUUUACACUACUUUUAGCUAAAUGCUUUACUUUGCAUUCUAACAGUAAUGCGCCUACCCAAUCUUGUUUUAUGAGUUCUUUUGGUAUCCCAUUCCCUUGCCAGAACACUUGACUAUUCAAAGGAGCUUAGCAUUGCCCACAAACUUGGGCUAUCCCUUUCCCAAGAGAUAGGGAUUUUCUAGACCACUGUGUUCUUUGUUAGUGAUGCUGCUGUUCAAUACCUUCUUCAUGUCACAAAUGAAGAUGUUGAUCUAGAACUGUGUCCAGCACAAAAUCCUGAGGGAUAUAACUACUGAUUGUGCCACUCCAAAAAAAGUGAUCACUAAACUCUAACAGACUUUCCAGUCUUCAGCCAGCUGCAGGUCUACUAAAGAACAUUUCCUCCAGUGCCAUCUUUUUUUUCUUUUUUUUUCCUGAAGCUCUAAUCUUCUCCUAUGAUUGAAGCCAUGGAAAGAGAUUUUCUGGAUCACUGUUUUUGUGGGUGGUGUCACAUAUUUAAUAUUAUUUUAAUGAACACAUAUACAUUUGUUUUUUUAAAAUACCACUUCUAGGAUGGUUGUAGCUUUCCUGCUUUUUGUUUAUGUAUUUUUGACAACCAGCCUUCAUUGUCACCGAGUUCUGUUUCUUAAAAUUGAUCAUUCAUGCAGUUUAUUUUGCCUGGUCUCUAACUACAAUGCUAAACAUAGCUGUAAUUAUGUUGCUAGUACUGAGAGGACUCCACUAAAACAUCCUGAACUAUGUAGGUGUUAUGCAUUACUCAAAAUCAAGUUUAAAAUGGCAGCUUUCCCCCUGGAUUUUAAAACUAUUAAGUGUAAUUUAUUGCAUGCAAAAAAUUUAGUAACGUCUCAUUCUGAUAAAGACUUCGAAUGUGUUGUUGAAAUACAGCACUAUUGCUUCCUGUCCUCAACAUGCAGCUUCUCUAAUCAAUAACUGGAGGACCAAAUUGUCUAGUAAAUCCUUCACUUAUUGUUUUCCUCACAGAGCUAACAACUUUGCAUUUUGUAGUUUUUGCAAAAAAAGCUUAACCAGAUCCAAACGGUGAAUGCUGGUUUCAGACAGCCCAAAUCAUAUCCGUUGUUUUUCUCAGUAAAUAGACUACUUCUACUCUUUUUCUUUUCUGUACUCCUACCCACUUUACUGCAGUUUUCCUUCCUAAUCCUAUACAAGUCUGUAAAACCCAUCAACAUUUCUCAAACGGUCAAGAUGGUCAUCUCUCUGCUAUUACUAGCAACACAUGUCCUCCUUCAAUUUCCAUUGCAUUAAGCAUCCUCCACAAUCUGGCUUACUAAUCACUAAUAGAAGAGUUAUUUCCAGAAAAAACGACUAACAUUCCCUCCUUGCGGCCAAACAAACCUUACUCUGCAUAGCCAGGUUUUUUCUUAUUUUUUAAUUUUUAAUUGUUAUUUUUUCAAAAAUACAAGCAAGGGUAACUAUUAUGAUGGUUAUAUGUAUGUAUAUAUGUAUAUGCACACAGCCAAUGAAGUCAUUAUUUAAAACGAUGCCCCUCGGGGAUAAUGAAGUUUUCUUUUUAUCUAUUGGUUUGGGUAGCAUAAAUAUCUUGGCUCAUAUUUUCUUAAUGUGUAUCUCACUGCCACAUUUUGCCAGCAAACAUUCUCUGGUCUAUGAUGUUACUGUGAUGCAACAGAACGUCACCAUGGUGACUUUUGUGGAGGUCCCACUCCCCAUUGUGCUGCCUCUUGCUGGUGGCAGGACAAACCUUGUUGGCUGGGGAAACAGUUGUGGACAGUUAUUUCUUUCAAGGUGAAAAAUUAAUAACUCAAAUGGAGACAUCUUCAUCACAAACACCAGGUGUUUCUGUCCCAAACACUCACUCUGCAGCCUUGGCUUCUGCUGCCCGUCCAGUCCGUCAUAAAAGAGCAGCUCAGGAUGCUGCCUUAGGACCUACCAAAGAAGAAAAGGCUUCUCCAUUUUCUCAUGGGGAACCACAUGCCAAAAGACGACAUCAUGAUCUUUCUGAGAAGUGCUCCGCCAAAGCCAAGGACUUGUCACCCUGCUACUUUCUGAAAAACCUCUGGAAAGUUAUUGAAAGCAAUCACUUCCAGUCCAUUUCGUGGGGCAAUGAUGGAGAUUUUAUAGUGAUUAAGGAGCCUUUCUUCAGAACAGAAGUACUGGCCAGGAGAGGACCUCUCAAAAUCUUCGAUAUCGACAGCAUGAAAAGUUUUGUUCAACACCUUCAUCACCACGGCUUCUAUAUUAUUGAAGGAGAUUUGCCAAGCUCCGCCUCACAUGCUGAAAUCCUAGCAGAGGGAGCAGCAAUUUCUACUCCUUGUGAGUUACUCUGCUACUAUAAUCCGCAUUUCAAGAGGGAUUAUCUCCUCUGGCAGAAAAAAUUCAAGUGGAGUGUUGGUGUUAAAAGGAGAAGACCAGCUGCAUCCUCACCUGCCCUAGAUUUGAAGGAGGGCCAGCAGAGAAGACUGCUGGAGAUGCAGUCAGGCGCUGCUGCGUCGGCAGGCAGUGAGUUCCCUGUUACCACCCAGGAUGCUGCUCCUGCUGCUUCUGCAAAUCGCACAUCUCUAGUACCAAGCAAUCCUCUUCCACCAGGGCUGGGACCAGACAGCAGAGCUGGAGGUGGUGGAGUUGGAUGUCCCUACAACUUACGCUCCAGGAAGCACUGCAGAUAAAAGUAGUACCAUGUAGACAGAGUAGAGUAGUUUAUAAAAAAUAAAUGUUUGGACUGUU
Molecule: messenger RNA, 5195 nt
Organism: Gallus gallus (chicken)
Lineage: Eukaryota; Metazoa; Chordata; Aves; Galliformes; Phasianidae
Gene: HSFY2
Product: heat shock transcription factor, Y-linked-like
Exons: 2
Coding region: 4277-5137 (286 amino acids)
Biological process (GO): regulation of DNA-templated transcription
Molecular function (GO): DNA-binding transcription factor activity; sequence-specific DNA binding
Source: RefSeq, a predicted model, not a curated record